Mycena indigotica is the source of this 2724-nucleotide messenger RNA. RefSeq names its product Zn(2)-C6 fungal-type domain-containing protein. NCBI's taxonomy places the organism in Eukaryota, Fungi, Basidiomycota, Agaricomycetes, Agaricales, Mycenaceae. The coding region runs from base 1 to 2724 and encodes 907 amino acids. The transcript is spliced from 12 exons. Gene Ontology annotation, cellular component: spliceosomal complex. Gene Ontology annotation, molecular function: DNA binding; DNA-binding transcription factor activity, RNA polymerase II-specific; zinc ion binding. The record is from RefSeq and is a predicted model, not a curated record. Gene Ontology annotation, biological process: regulation of DNA-templated transcription; spliceosomal snRNP assembly; DNA-templated transcription.
AUGGCUAGCGCAGGACUCGGUGUGCCCGUAAAACUACUGCACGAAUCUCUCGGACACAUCAUCACUGUCGAGCUCAAAACUGGGGCGAUGUAUCGAGGAAAAUUGGCUGAAGCGGAGGACAACCUGAACAUCUCCUUAAAAGACAUUACCGUCACUGGUCGCGAUGGCCGCGUAUCUCAAUUAGAUCAGGUCUACAUUCGCGGGAGUAUGGUUCGCUUCUUCAUCGUGCCUGACAUGCUGCAAAACGCGCCAAUGCAAGUUAUCGAAUGUGUUCUCCACUCUCUUUUCUUUCUCACUUUGGAUGGUAGGUUCAAACGCGUGGGACCCAACGCGAUGAGGGGCAGGGGUAUCGGCACAGCGAGAGGAAGAGCGACGAUUAUGCGAGGUCAGUCUCAGACUUGUUUGCCUUUCACACUCGAUAUUGACAUUUCUGGUUCUAGCAAAUGGUGUGUAUCUGAUCUCAACAGACUCUCUCUUCUAUCCACUGAUGUUAUUUGUAGCCCGUCGUGGCCGCGGGUCCGCCCCAACCCCAUCGCGCGGUAUAAGACGGUGAAGGAGGGCGAAUCAAAUAGAGCGGUUAGGCAGGUCCGCGCUGUAAAUCGCGCCUGCGAUGCCUGUCGACGAAGGAAAACGCGUUGCGACGGGCCCAAACAGGUCAACAGUGUUUGCUCCAGCUGCCGUGUCCUGGGAAAGUCAUGCACAUACCUUGAAGCAUCAACUCCUCGAGGGCCACCAAAAGCUUAUGUUACCGCACUCGAAGAUAGGCUUGAACAACUCGAGGAACUGCUGCAUCACGUCCGUCCGGAUGCCGAUUUCAGCUCUGAACUUGGACCCCCUAUUGUCCGUGGCUCAUGGAAAGACGACAUCGGAGGCAGCAGCAGCAGCAGCGCUGGCAAAGCAAGUGCGCGAUCACGGCGACCAAGCUCACCACCACGGACAAGCAUUCGCUUCACCUCCCAUCUUGCACUCAACUCUCACUGGAGACAGGACAAUUCUGACUCUGACGACUCCGACGAGCUCAACUCAUCCGACUCGGAGAACAUGGCGGACGUAAUCAAGGGUGACUUGCGCAAACUCACUGCGACCUAUGACCAAGGCAAACGGUCCUCUGGCGAUGAUCCACUCGAUACUAUCACCACACGUUUUCACGGGAAAAGUAGUUUGAUUAGUCUUAUUGACAUGACCAGGCGCUACAGAGAGCUCUUCAUCGAAGAGGAGAAUAAGCAACAGGACGAGCAGAAGCCUAAAACACUCAAGGAUCAUUAUACCCCCACCCGCAGGAAUGAAUUCUGGGAGCCUCUUCCCUGGGAGGUAGAAUGGGAACGAUCUACUACUGAUGUCCACCAAAUUGGGUCCCUCGUCAAAGAGUUUCCUCCGGAUUCACUCGCGAGUGACCUCAUCAACAUCUAUUUUGCAUCCGUCAACCCACAACUGCCUCUCCUCCACCGCCCGACUUUCGAACGUCAGUUCCAGGAAAAGCUGCACCAUCGCCACCAUUGGUUCGCCUGCGUGUGCCUCUCGCUCUUCGCCGUUGCCAGUCGCUGGAGCAAUGACCCCUUGGUUCUACCCCGAAACUGCAGACGAACCACCUCCGGCGGGUUUGAUUGGAGUGAGGCGGGACGUCACUAUUAUUCUCUUGCAAUGGAAAUCCAUCGCUCAAAACGCACCCUUCUCUACCCCGCAUGUUUGGAAGAGGUCCAAACAUUCAGCCUCAUUGCAUUCUACCUGCGCGGCUCGGCUUCGCACCCGUCUGCCGCCUGGAUAUUUGUCAGCAUCGGGCUGAGAAAGGCACUGGAUGUGGGUGCCCAUCGUCAGAAAAUCUACAGCGACACGCCUAGUGUAGAAGAGGAGCUUUGGAAAAGAGCGGUGUGGUGUCUGAUCGCGUACGACCGCUUUGGCAGCGCGAUACUGGGCCGUCCAUGUGCCCUUGACGAAGAGGACUUUGACCUCGAUAUGUGUCUAGAAGUCGACGACGAAUUCUGGGAGGCGGAUCCUCCGUUUAAACAACCGAGCGAAAUUCCCUGCCGCAUCACGUACUUCAAUCUCUGGCUCCGAUUAGCGCAAAUCGUGACCUUUACUGUGAAAACAAUUUACGCGAUCCCCAAUCCUGCGGCGCUGCUAGGAAGGAUAGCAAAGGUCCGCACCGAGGAAGUCACCGCCCAGUUGACACAGUCGCUGCAAGAUUGGCUUCAUUCAGUGCCCGACUACUUGCGUUGGUCGCCUCAAAUCGAGGAUGAGGUGUUUGCAAACCAGUCAGCAUGUUUGAUCGCGACGUACUAUCUGGCGGAAAUCCUGAUUUGGCGGGCAUUCAUCCCACCAGUCCCGACCCCAACGAUGCCAAACCCGCCCGCCCAUCACAUCAACUCGUCCGUUCCCGCGCUUAGCUACUGCGUGACCUCUGCGCGCUCAAUAACACAGAUCGCUGAGGUCCAAUGUGCCCGUGGCUGGAGACACGUGCCUAUCCUCAUAGCGGUUGGCCAACUGGCGGUAGGAAUCCUCACCUUAGCUGUAUGGGAUGCCAAGUCUCAGGGCCAUACCGGAAACCACAGGAGGAUAUUCGAGGACGUUAAACCCCCGCCAGCGCAGACAGUUAGACUGCUGAUGGACGAUAUCAACACACUGAUCAGGUCGCUAGAGGUGGUCGGUGGGCAUUGGGAAGAAGUGACCAGCUUGAUAAACACUUUGAAGGAUGCCCUUCCCAAAGAGGCAUUUGAUCAUCACUGA